Molecule: messenger RNA, 1709 nt
Organism: Xenia sp. Carnegie-2017
Lineage: Eukaryota; Metazoa; Cnidaria; Anthozoa; Malacalcyonacea; Xeniidae
Exons: 13
Coding region: 48-1439 (463 amino acids)
Cellular component (GO): precatalytic spliceosome
Molecular function (GO): double-stranded RNA binding; zinc ion binding; single-stranded RNA binding
Source: RefSeq, a predicted model, not a curated record
UCAAACUUCAUUGACGAUCUACAAAACAUCCUGUGGAUAACGCGAAUAUGUGGAAAGAAUAUCAAGAAACUUCCAAUGAGCAAAACUCGACUCCAGUAAAAGCUAACAACUCUAGUUUGUUUCAAAUGCCCCAGUCAGACGUGGAAAUGCGAUUUUGUCUACAUUGUAAUUUUCAAGCUGACGAUUGGCCUACAUUUUCAAAGCAUGUGUUUAAACAAAGCCACUUAAAGAACAUAGCCAAGGCUUACAAUAUUCACUUAUCUGCCGAACCAGUUUCAAAUACUUUUUUCUGUGAUGUGUGUGUGGCUCAAUGUACUAACCAAAAAAACUGGGUGUCUCAUUUACUUGGAACCAGACAUAGAAAGACUUUAGAAAUGAUUGGUGAGUCAAAAGCUGAAGAGAAAAUUGGACAUGAUACAGGACCAAUAAAAAAUUCUCGAUUAGGAAUGAGCCAUAAACAGAAGCCUUAUAGCAGACCUCAGAAAAAUCAAACCAAACAUGUCGUACGUCCACUCUCAGCUGAUGAAUUCAACAACUAUCCUGAGCCACUUAUAGGCCUAGAAUUCUUGACGGAAAUCCAGGAAGCUGGACAGGUCGUUCGUUUCGAAUGUUCUAUUUGCAAACUGAAAUUUGCUAGUAAUACGAUAUUUGCACAUCUGGUUGGACAAAAACAUCGUACGAACGUACUGAAGCUGAAGCGACCAGGCUCAGUCAAAGGAGUUGCCAACUUAAAGCGUUCUGAGAUUACUCUUCUUUUGCUUCGGGAAUCUACAAAACUUGAGAACGAAGAAGGAAGGCAACAAAUUGGAGUGAAGGUUUUGUCUUCGAAUAUCAACAUUCAAAAAUCUCAGCAGAAUUUUCCAUUGGGUCGUGGGUCGCCUGGCGCUCGUGGUAAUACUCAGUACAGAGAUAGAGGGCGUGCUGUUAACCAAGUCAGAAAUGAAAGCCUUGGUGUUAAUCUAGAAAAAGCUUACCCCAGAGGUGAUGUAUACACUGCAUCAACUGAAUCUUUGACCCGUGAAGAAUUUACUACAUGUAAUAUAUUACAACCUUACCAUAAUACAUCGCAUACGUAUUCGCAACCUUCUCACGAGCCAUACAACCACCAUUACUCCGAAACUUACGUGAAAGAUUGGCAUUCUGAUUACUCAAAUUCUAUGGUGGAUCCUCAUAACAGCUAUGUACAUAGUCAGAAGCACCUUCCUAGAGCUCAAUCUUAUUUGCAAGUAUCCCAUGCUCAUUAUAGAGAAGCGCCAGUUCAAAAGCCUGACAAUACAAAAAAGGGAGGAAUCUCAUCACAUCUCGUGUCGGCACUUGGUGAUUUGACAAAACUUGUUCAAAACGAAGAAGACGCUUCGGUUGCACUCCAUAUUUCAAAUGCAUUGACUCAAGCUUUGCUAACAUACCGAAUGGGCGGUGAAUUAAAAGGUGACGUUUAGAUAAAGCAAAAGAAGAUAAAAAUUGGUAAAUGGACCUAGCUUUGCUAGGGGGCAUGGUCUACUUGGAUUAAUUUAACUUUUUAAAUCUGCAAGAACACAGGCUUAAUUUACUCUCAUUUCAAGGCAGGUUUCAGUUCAUCGAAGAACUUUGACGUCUUUGAUAUACUAUAGAAAGAUAAUAUACGUAUAAGUGCGUGUUGUAUUUUAUGACUUGCUUUUAUUUCUAUCAUGUCCAGAACCAGAGGAAAUAAAAAAGAUAUGACUCCCUUA